AUGAUGGUUAACGGGGUUAUUCAUGUUACUUCUACUCCUUUAUGGCCGCAAGGGAAUGGUGAUGUAGAGAGGCAGAAUCACACUUUGCUGAAGUCAAUGAGGAUUGCUUAUGCGGCUGGGAAAGAUUGGAGGAAAGAAUUAAAUAAGUUUUUGAUGGCGUAUCGUACUACCCCUCAUACCACUACUGGUGCAAGUCCAGCGAAGUUACUAUUUGGAAGAGAAUUUCGAACUAAGGUGCCCUGUUUGAAACGGGAAUCUCAAACUAUCUAACUAAUCUCUGACUAUCUUAGCGAUAAAUCGCAGAGAGUUGUGAUAGAGGGUGUAGGUUCUCGGUACCUACCCGUUACUUCUGGUGUUCCCCAGGGAAGCAUUGUAGGACCUCUGCUGUUUGUUAUUUUUAUCAAUGACCUACCUGAUAUUAUCCAGGAACAGACAAGAACCGGCCUCUUCGCAGAUGAUACCAAGUUGUACCGAUCAGUAAAAUCCCCUUGCGACUGUGAAAGUUUGCAGCAUGAUAUUUGAACUUGAACAAUUGGAGUCAUAACUCUAACAUGAAAUUUAACGCCUCCAAGUGUAAGGUAUUAACAAUAACUCGAAAAAAAUCACCUGUAAUUACUGACUAUCGUCUGGGUAAUGUAAUUUUACAACGCGCUCACCAAGAAAAAGAUCUGGGAAUUAUUGUCAAAAGCAACUUAUCCUGGGAUUCUCACAUUUUCUCAAUCGUCAGUAAAGCCAACAAGAUGCUUGGUAUCUUAAAGAGAACUUGUCCCCUGAUUAGAGAUACUAAAGUUAGGCGAACACUAUACCUGACUUUGGUAAAAUCAAAGCUGUGCUACGCAACAGAGGUGUGGUCCCCAGCUAAUGUGAAGCUACAAGUUGCAUUAGAAAGAGUUCAAAGGCGCGCUACACGUUGGAUCCUCAAAAGUAAAGUUGGAGAAAUGUCUUAUGAAGAUAGAUUGAAAACUCUCAAUUUAUUGCCACUAACUUACGAUCGAGAAAUCAGAGAUCUUGUUCUGGUCUAUAAAUGUAUUUUCGGCCACACUGAUUUGAACAUUGAACAUUUUGUGUCAUUUAUACAUCAUAAUCGAACUCGUACUCAGAAUCCAUCUCUAAUGUUAAAAUCUCCUUACUGUAGAACAUCCACUUUCCAAGGAUCGUUCUUUAACCGAAUAGUUAAAACUUGGAAUAAUGUUGGAAAAAUAGCCUCUCCUGAAAAGUUUGCCAGUUUAACAAUUUUUAAAAGCUUUCUGCAUGUGACAUACACCGCAUUGGUCAACAGUACUUUUAAUGUUGAUAUGGCAUGCACUUGGUCGCUCACAAGAGACUGUCCCUGCCACCGUUCUUAAUAUGCAUGUUGUGUAAUAUAUAUUUGUAUAUAGUGAAUUAGGUUGGGGUUUUUUUUUACUUUUUUUUUGGAGGGGGUGCGCCUAGCAUGGGUCUCGUUGUCCCGUUUGCGCUAUCCCCUUUGGACUUAAACUUGUAAAUGUUUCUACUAUAUUUGUCCAAUAAAGCUGAUAAAUAAAUAAAAAUAAAUAAAUAAAUAAUAAACAAACGGUGAUGUGGCGGUGAAGGAUGCAUUACUGAAAGAGAAAGGGAAAAUUUAUGCUGAUCGGAAAAGACAAGCAGCAAAUAGGCAAAUCAAGACAGGAGAUCUUGUUCGUGUGAAGAAUGCCAAGCCGAAGAACAAGCUGUCAUCAAUGUUUGAAGAUGCUUUGUAUAAAGUGAAGAAUAAAGAUGGAAACGAAGUUACAGUUGAAUCUGAAGAUGGAGUACAAUACCGGAAAAAUUCAGUCCAUGUUAAAAGAUAUGAAACUGAAGAGUGUUUGAAUCCGGAACCGGUUGAUGCUGAGAAAACCUCAACUAGAGAGAAUGGAGUUUCGUGUGAACAGAAACAUGAACAGACUUUAGUCAGACCUAGAAGAGACUGUCGGCCUCCAAAACGUUUUGAUGAGUAUUUAUUGUACAAGUAAUUAAAGUAUUAGGGGAACUGAACUUAAUAUAGUUAUUUCUUUUAGUUAAAUUAGAAAGAAAAAACGUUAAAAAAAACCACUUUUGAUUAGAAUAAUGUUUCAACUAUUUGGAACUGUUAGAACUUUCAAGGUUUAAUAGUAGGAUAAUUAAUUAUAAUAAUUUAUGAACUAUGGAUGAUUUAUUCGGACUCGUAUAUUAGUAGACAAACUUGUUGAAUGGUCCUUUAGGGAAAAGGAUGCUCCUGAAAAAAGGAGGGAUGUAAUAUAUUCAUUGUGUUGUAUAUAUAAUUAGGGCUAGACUAUAUAAGUGCAUGCAUAAUUAAACAUGUUGUUCUUCUUGUAUGCUUGCUGUUUGGUCUAGUGUCCUAGGUUGUUUUAUGACCAAAGUUAAUCAAUUGCAUCGUGUUGUAUUUCUGCUCUAUAACAACACAUAAAGGGAGGGGGAUGAUGAGGGUGUUGAUGUUACAGGCGAUGGCGGUGGUGGUGGUGGUAGUAGUGUUGGGGGUUGUUGCAUGAUUAUUUUGUCAAAGAAGAAAUCGCCAGGUAAAUUUUCAAUGAGGUCAUUGGGGGUCCUAGGUAAUUUGAUAUGAGUUGUUCAGCUGCUUGGGCUGCUUGUGUUUCCACACUGUGGUCUGUUUCCAUUGUAGUGGUUUUCGAUGUUGUUUGGGUAGUGGUGUUGAAUUUCAUACACUCUGCGGGUGAAGUUUUGCUCGUAUAUGAAAUUGUAGCUGUGGCAGGAUGAGGUUUUGUAUUUUGUUGUUGUUGUUGUUUCCAUCGUAUGAAAGCUAAUUCAUAGCUUAGAUUUGUAUUAUUUUUAAAUUUGUAAAACUCUGAGAACAUACCCAUAUAAUUAUACACCAUGGGAUCCGACAUAGUUGUGCCAUGAUAAUCUAAGAAUGUCAGAAAAUCUUGUUGCGGUGAGCACAAUGUGAUGAAUAAACCUUGAAAAAAUUGUCUGUAGAUUAAAUUCAGGUCGUUUACCAUAUAGGGAAUGUGUGUGGGUGUUCUACAGUUGUUACUCAAUUACCUUAUAUGGGUAAGGUAUGUGAGAUAACGACUAGUUACUCGAUUACUGUAUAUGGUUAAGUUAUGAAGCUUGUGCAAUUAAGACUGAUGUUACGUUAUUUGUUUAUUGAAUUCUUUAGACCCAGUGGGAGUUUGACCUUGUUCGUCUUAAUAGGAUUAACGGUGGCGGUGUUGGCAUAUUUGUUUUCUUGUGAUGAAUGUUUUGAUGUUGUUAUGGAGUUAUUUAAAUUGAUGGCAUCACAGCAAUUUGAGUCUGUGCAGCAACCCACAACAAUGGGUGAAGCAGAUUUACCUGUUCCACUGGACAUUGAUCUAAGUGAGUUUGAUAAAUGUAUUUGUGAUUUAGCCCAACGUUGUGUUUCGAAAAAAAACAUAACAUUGCCUGGAAGAGUUUAUACACAUUGGUGACUUAACGGUUGGGAUUGGUAUUAUAAAGAUUACUAUUAUAAAUGCAUAAAGUAUCUUUUAUAUGAUGAAGGUUCUACGGAUGGCUUUCAUUGUGGGCAUUAUACAGUGGUUUUUGUUGAUGUUAUAAAAAAUAUUGUUAUAUGUUGCGUUGUACCCAUACACCCUUGUAGCUUAUAUUUUCAAUCGUUCAAUGUUUGAUGAUGAAAACAGACACCAUAGACUUGAGUCCAUGUUAUAUAGGUUAACUGUGGAUCAACGUAAUAUUCUGAGUAAGAUAAGAGUUAUUGCGAAUGAAAUGGGCAUUUUGGUUUCACCAGGUUUUUUAACUUUAUUAUGUGAACAUGCUGUGAAGACAAAGAUUUACAUUUAAUAAACACGAUUGUAUAGUUAAGGGAUUAUUAAAAAGUUGUUGUGUGGCUAGUGAUAAUGAUGAGAGAUAUGUUUUGCCAGACGGAUGUGAUAUCAUAGUUGAGGGAUAUUAUUACACGGGCAUUCAUGAAUAUUUGUCUUUAAAAGGGGUUUAUUAUGAAGAUUGGCUGGCAAGUGUUGAAAAUGCAUCUUAAAGUUUAUCAAGUGAACAGCUGUAUAUUUGCAGUUGACUUGUUUAUGAGUUUUAGAUAUAGCGAAUGGUCUGUUGGUAUUAUGAAUGCAAGACGUAGUAGAUAUGUGAUGCCUAUUAGAAAUAUGUUGUGUACUUAUGUUGAACGUGGUGUACUUAUACCGUAUGAAGAAUUUAUAAGGGAAACAUCUGAUACGGGACUUUUAUUUUCGCAGGAGUUGAUUAAAUAUAUCCAGUACUACAUGGUUUUAUGGAAGAACUGAGUUUUGGUGGAAAGAAUUUUGGUGAUAAGGGUUUAUUGAAAUUACAGAAUACAUAUAUUGGCGAGAACAAUGAUACAGCAGCUGUUUGUAAAGAUUUGCAAGAGGACGAGAAAUUACUGUUUUUUAUUGAAACGUUUACUGCAGAAACGACAUAUAAAUUAGUGGGACAUCAAGCGUGGCCUGUCCUUACAAACAAGGGUAAUAUUAUCAUAUUUCGCUAUGUUUAUUUUUAUUUUCUGGAUUUAGAGAUUAAAUGUGAUGGACGGCGUAUAGUGAAAGUGGGAUUUGUUUGUUGGUCUCGAGGUCUUUACGCUGUGAUUUAUAUUGAAUUUAAUGUUUAUCCAGCGAGAUCGGCAUACGUUGCACGUAAGAAGUGGCGAUUACCUUAUAGUGAGAUUGUUCACCCUAUCGAGAUUUUGAUUUUUGAUUCUACACAUACGAAAGAGGAGAACAUAUCAUUUGUACAAGCUCAAGCUUAUCAUUUUUUUUAAUGUGUCCGUCGAUAUGCGUAUUAUGUACCGGAUGAGUUAAGACAAAAAUGUUUGGAACAUACUAAUAUGUUUCCCUCGUAUCAUUUGGCUAAUAUUUUGAAAUAUCAGCAAAAACUUGUGUUGAAAAUACAAAGGUUUGUGUGUAUGAGUUGUAUUUGUACUCGUAUGUACGAACGUUAUACUUGGGAAAAUACUCAGUUCUCCAAACCACGCUGUAGCUGCAACGAUUUGUGUGGCAACAUUAUGCCGGAUAUCUAUAGAGACACAGGUUAUUGGUGUGACAAUGUGGUGUUUUUUACCACCGCUUCACGAUGAACACGAUAAGAAAUUAUAUGAAUUGUUGGAGUAUGAAAAACGAUCGCUGCGUCGAGGGAAAUUUCAAAGUUGUUAUUUGAUUUAUGGGCAGAUAUGACGUACGAUAUUGGAUUUAUGUACAACAGGAAUCAUUAGAUGGACUGAUGAAAUCAUGGGAUUUGAUAAUAACAGAUAUGAGGAAUAUGGAUUUACAUUAUAGAUCACAGAUUGUUAUAAAAUGGACAUAUAGUAUGAAAAAACAUCGUGUUCAACGAGAUAGUGUAGGUUGUAGAUAUAUAAAAAUGCCAAGAUGUAAACAUCAUUUUAGUCAUCAUGGUAUGAUAUCUUUAGAACAAAAAAUGCAUUAUGUUUAUAUUUAUCUGUAUACUUGUACGUAUGAAGCAGGUAAUAGUAAUAGUGUAGAAUAUUACAUAAAGUAUUUUGUUAAAGAAUACAACGUACUGGUUUCGAAGUAUUUUAUAGAACCAUUUAUACAUUAUACGGAUUAUUGUAUGAUAAUACAUGUUUUUUGUCUGAGACGUGCGAUUGCUUUUGUUACGAUGAAUGUAGAUGUAAAUCUGUUGUUGAUAGGUUUUCUGUUUAGUGUUAAAUUGAUUGUUCUUUUUUUAAUAAAUUGCUUGCUAUGUGUAUGUGUUCUUUCAGUUUUGUGUGAUUCGAGAAUGGGCGAGUAUCUUGAAAGUUUAUUCUUAAGACAGCAUAACCAACUUCGACAUGCUGAACAAUGUUUCGUAGACAAACAUAAAAAAGAGAUUGUACAGCGAAUUAUGCAUGUGAUAGACUGCGAGGCAUAUAUGAUUUCGAAAGGACAUGUUUAUUUAAGAGAGAUUUCGGUGUACAUGUCCUAUCAAGUAUAUAUGCUGUUACGUUUUUAAUAGACGGUAAAUGAACAGUGAAACAUACAUAAAAAGCUAAGAAUAUAAAGUUAUAAAAUUCUGACUGUCCGCCAUCUUGUUCUAUCCCCAUUUCCUGGCCGUGUGUCACAGGGAACCCAAAACGGUACCCUACUAUCGUUACAUCUCUUCUCCUUAAGUUUCUUAAUUAUAGCUUCAAAACAAAACUCAACGGAAACUGUUCGAUUGUUCGAAUUAGCUAUGCGUUAUCAUAAACAAGUUCGAUAACUGUUCUAUGUAAUCAACCGAUCACAUUCGGUUCAAACCUAUAACUAGUUUAUUUAAAGGUUUAGUGUCAAUUGCACUCGUAAUCUUCAAAACGUUUUGGAGCACGAUGACUUCGUCCCGAGCGGCGUACAUUACCAUCUUCCCCAUGUCUCUGGCCUCCCAUUGUAUCUACUUCAGGGGGCUCGUUGAUUGAUUCGUCGUCAGUCAACAGCUCAUCUGCAUUGGACAGUUCGGUUUGUAAAGGUAACUGCUCUGCGGUCGUACGUAAAUGCCUUCGAUUUCGACGAUAUCUUCUUCCAUUGACCUCAACCAGGUAAGAUCGAAAACCCAUAACUUCAAUGACCUUACCAAGAGACCAUCUUGAAUCACCCGGACAACGCAUUCGGAUAACAUCCCCUGCUGACAGCCUUUUCAACUUCCGCGACUGUCGAUCAAAAUAUUUCUUUUGCUUCUCUUUGCCUUUCUCCAUCUUCUUCGUCACUCCUUCGAUAAGAGUCGGUUUCAACAGUUUCUUUGCAACAGGAAGACGUGUGCGAGUACGUCUACCAUACAGUAACUGGGCGGGAGAAGCACCCAUGCCUUCGGUUGGUGUAUUGCGCCAUUCGAGUAUGCUGAGGAGUGGAUCCUGUUUGUCGUCGCGAGCUUUCUUUAACAAUGAUUUGCAGGUCUUUACAGCAUUCUCAACUUUUCCAUUGCUUUGUGGGUGGUGAGGACUAGAGGUAAUAUGGUUAAAAUCCCAUUCGUCACUAAAGUCUUUAAAACUUUCGCUGUUGAAUGGCGGGCCAUUAUCGCUCAUCACUGAAAUAGGAAUACCGUGUCGAGCAAACCACGACUUCAGUACGGUGAUGACACGCGAUGCCACUGUACUUGUCAUGUCUUGAACUUCAAACAGCCCAGAAUAAUAAUCCACCGCUAUUAGGAAUGUCUGUCCGUCCAACUCAAAUAAAUCUACGCCGACUUUCUCCCAUGGUAUUUCGAGCGCUUUGUGAGGGUGCAAUGGUUCUUUGCAUUGUUCUGGUCGAUAUCUGUUACAAAUUCCACAUUUGGAUAUGUAAUCUUUAAGAACUGCCGUAAUUCCAGGCCAGUAGACGGUGUCACGUGCUCGUCUCAAAGUGCCUUCGAUACCGAUGUGUGAUUGAUGCAAGCUUUUCAUGGUAUUUUGACGCUCUGCCGCAGGUAUCACCACGCGGUGUCCUUUAUACACAAUGCCAUCUUCAUAGGUCAAUUCAUCACGACUGUUCCAGUAUAAAUAGAAAACUCUCUUACUGGGAUUAUCGAGUUUGGAUGCUUCCUUACGAUUGUCAGGCCAACCAUGAGUGAUAAAGUGGAUCAGAAUUUUGAGCUCCUCAUCUCUGCUUGUUUCUUCCCGCAGUUUCUUCAAUUUUCGUGGGAGAACAUUUAGGUCUUCAUCAUGCUUUAACUGUUCGAGUUCAGCUGAAAAUACUUGUUCUUUCACUGCUCGUACAUCACAAGACUCUCUUUGUUUUGCGCUGACAUUCAAAUACGCUCGACUGAGCGUAUCAGCCAGAUACAUCAUGGUUCCUUUCUUGUAUUCGACUCGGAUAUCGUAGCUUUGUAGUCGUAAUCGCAUCCGUUGCAACCUCUUCGGUGCGCUGUGAAUGGGUUUUCUAAAUAUAGUCUCCAGUGGCUUGUGGUCUGAUUCUACCACUACGUCGCUCUUUCCGAAAAUGUAUUGGUCGAACUUCUCGCACGCGUAGACAAUGGCUAAGAGCUCUUUCUCUAUUUGCGCGUAGUUGCGCUCAGUUGCUGUUAGUGCUCGAGAGCUGUAGGCAAUUGGGUGGCCAUCUUGUAGAAGAGCAGCUCCAAGACCGGUUUGGGAGGCAUCACACUGUAUAGUUACGGGCUUUGUGACGUCAUA
Paramuricea clavata is the source of this 8029-nucleotide messenger RNA. The record is from the annotation of a GenBank genome assembly. Lineage: Eukaryota; Metazoa; Cnidaria; Anthozoa; Malacalcyonacea; Plexauridae.